AUUCAUUCAAAUUUUUCUUCUCUUCGUGAUCGCCAUAUUGUUUGGGCAGGGCUGGCAACUUAUGACGGAACAUAUCUGCAUUUGGUGACACAGCCAAGACGUGAUGACUGCAGACACGGAAAAGGAGCAAGGUGCUGCUCCAAAAAGCACUCACUGUUUGAUAUGUAACAGUAGAGUUGGUGUCUCAACUCGUAAUAGUCUUGAGAUAUUCCAUAAAACUAUAGUAACAACAUCAGAAAGACCAUUAUCAUAUACCAUUGGAGCGGUGUUGGGUCAGGAAAUGAGUGAGGAUUCUGUUCACAGUAAUGUAAUCUGUAAGAAGUGCUUCAAGUUGAUUAAUGAGGUUGAUGAAAUAGAAACUCGAUUAGCAGAACUGAAAUUUGAACUUACAACAAACUAUCAGCGAACACUGAAAAUUCAGAGUGAUGGUGGAAAACAGUCACCAACACUGGAUGAUGACCGCAAGUUGCCUCUCGGUUCUGAUGAUGGAAAUGUUAGGAAGAAUAACCUACAAGGAUCUCGGAAGAAACUUAUAUCAAAGAAAGUUAAGCCAUCCCCCUCACACAACAGUGAAGAGGACUAUGAACAAAAGGAAAAUACUCUUUGUGAAGUGGAAUUAUCAGAACAUGACAGUGACAGUGACAUGAACGCAGAUGUUAUUGUAACUGCAGAAGUUGGUACAGAAGAUGAUCCUGAUGGUGAAGUGAAAAUAAAAAUUGAACCUGAUGAUGACAUGGAUAGAGAAAGUGUUGCUAAAAGAAAGAUGUUUAAAAGGAAACCACAAAGGCUGGAAUUACAAGAAUCAGAGAUUCCAGAUAAGGUAGUAGAGAAAGAAGGUGUAGACUUUGUAUGUUUGCUUUGUAAUGGUGAUGAAAAGAUAUUGGGAGACAUGAAAGGAAUUGUGAACCAUCUGAAAAGCCACCAUAAUAUCCGUAUAUACAUAUGUGAUAUAUGUGGACAAGACUUUAGAAAGCGCAAUGAACUAUCUGUUCAUCUGGAUGACCACGUAGCAACUGAAGAAGGUGACUUCCAGUGUGAGGUUUGCAACCGAAUCUUCAGUAACUUGCGUCUGUUCCGAGUGCACAAACGCAUGCACUAUCCACAAACAAAACUGUGGACUUGUGAGACAUGCGGAAAGCGUUACAGCUCUAGAAAUCUUCUUGAUGAACAUAUCAACACCCACACAGGGGUUAGACCUUAUGUUUGUGAGGCGUGUGGCAAGGAUUUUGCAUCAAAAUAUACAUACAAAGCACAUACCAAAACUCAUGAAGUGCGUCCUCGACCCUUCUCGUGUGGCGAGUGCAGGAAGACAUUCCUGAGUGCUCAGAACCUAUCACAGCAUGAGCGUACACAUACUGGCAUGCGAAACUAUGUUUGUGACCAGUGUGGUAAGGCAUUUGGCACAGCACGCAACUUGGAAGUACAUAGCGUGGUGCACUCUGGAUAUAAACCAUUCAUUUGUCGUACUUGUGGGAAAGCUUUUGCACGUAAGGCAGAGAUUCGUGAUCAUGAACGCACUCAUACAGGUGAGAAACCCUACCAGUGUGAGUUCUGCGGUGCAACUUUCAGCCAGCGCAGCAACUUGCAGUCUCAUAAACGAGCCACACAUUACCAGGAUAAACGCUAUAAGUGUGAAGAUUGUGGUAAGGGCUUCAAGCGUCGCCGCCUUUUGGAUUAUCAUGUCAAGGCUGCUCAUACGGGUGAACGUCCAUAUAAGUGUUCUGCAUGUGAUGCCACGUUUGUGUACCCAGAACACUUCAAGAAACAUCGUCGCAUUCAUACAGGUGAGAAACCAUUUCGCUGUGAAGUAUGUGGCAAGGCAUUCAACAGCCGUGACAAUCGCAAUGCACAUCGGUUUGUGCACAGUGACAAAAAGCCAUAUGAAUGCCUUGUUUGUGGUAUGGGGUUCAUGCGGAAACCUCUACUGUAUAAUCAUAUGCAGUCACAAGGUCACCUGAAUGAUACCAUUGUGGUAAAUCAACCACGACUUGCUUCAGAUGAGGACCUGGCAGCUGAGGCAGCAGCAGCAGCAGAAGCAGAGGCAGAAGCUGCGGAAGUAGAGAUGACAAUUGUGGGAGAUGAUUCGGGUCACCACCAAGAACAGGAGACCAAGUUGUACAUCGCUGAACUAAAAGAGCAUGAGAAGACUGUCAUGGUUGGCAGUGAUGACUCAGAUUUAAAGGAUGGUACUGAGCAACACAUGGUGCAAGAGGCUGUAGAACAUCUCAUCAUUGACGGUCAAGUUCAUUUUGCUGAUCCUAAUGAAAUAGCCAACAUCCAUGCUGAUAUAGGGUCAGUAGCUGAGAUCACCACCACAACAUCUAAUUAUGUGAGAGGUGGGGAAGGACGUCAUACGCUGGUAGUUCCAGCCACCCCUCACAUGCUUUCCUCUGCAGGUGCGACAUUUGAGGAUGCUCAGGGUGUGGGUCAUGAUGGAACAACGAUUGCUGCUCUAGCACCUACACAGGCUCUUCAGACAAGUUCUGGCCCUGUGCACCUGGUGCAGAUCAGGAUCCCUGCGUCUGAGCAUGGUAAUCGAGCAUGGUUCAAUAUUGUGGAGAAUCAGCAGUGA
Messenger RNA from Zootermopsis nevadensis, 2572 nucleotides. The record is from RefSeq and is a predicted model, not a curated record. NCBI's taxonomy places the organism in Eukaryota, Metazoa, Arthropoda, Insecta, Blattodea, Termopsidae.